CAAAAUCCUCCUUCUUCCACUCCCCUCCUUAAUUUUUUUUCCAACUCUCUUCGUUGAAUCUCUCCCCAUCUAGGCUCAACAGAAGUGUAGUCUUGCCAAGGUAUGUAUGUGUCUUCUCGUUUUUGUUCAGAGCAUCCCUCGGAGCGAUUAUCGGCAGUCAUCCUCAUAUCUGGCCAAACCGGGUCGGAGGGGAUCUUCUGCAGGGUUUCCUCGCACCAAAGGCACACUGUCGCAAGCACGCUUUCCACUGUUUUUUAUUCGUUCACAUCCGACUCUGAUUUUACAUCCUCGUGCAACGUUCCUGUGGUGUGAAAGCAGCGUUAAACACCAUCCCAAGCAUCUCGACUCUGCGCUCUACCUCGGUGCUUCUGAUUCCUCGGUACUAACCCAAUAUUCGCGCAGAACCCUACUUAUCCCUCCUCAAAAUGUCUAAGCUCUUUGUUGGUGGCCUGGCCUGGCACACCACUGAUGAAACCCUCCGCCAAGGAUUCCAGGACUACGGAGUCGUCGAGGAAGCCGUCGUUGUCAAGGACCAUGAUACCAACCGCAGCCGUGGUUUCGGAUUCGUCCGGUUCGCAACCGAUGAGGAUGCCGACAAGGCUAUGGAGGCCAUGAACAACCAGGAAUUCGAUGGUCGGGUUAUCCGAGUCGACAAGGCUUCGGAGCGGCCUCGCGGCGGCGCUGGAGGUGGCGGUUUCCACGGCCGAGGUGGCUACAACCAGCGUGAAGGAGGCAAUGGAGGUUACCGUGGUGGUUACGGUGGCGGCGGUGGCUACGGCGGCGGUGGUAAUUACUAGACUGGCGUAGCCCCCAGCAGCAAUCCU
Aspergillus aculeatinus CBS 121060 is the source of this 824-nucleotide messenger RNA. Its product is annotated as RNA recognition motif domain-containing protein. The coding region runs from base 426 to 797 and encodes 123 amino acids. Gene Ontology annotation, molecular function: RNA binding. The transcript has 6 exons. NCBI's taxonomy places the organism in Eukaryota, Fungi, Ascomycota, Eurotiomycetes, Eurotiales, Aspergillaceae. The record is from RefSeq and is a predicted model, not a curated record.